AUGCCCCGAGGAAAGAAGAGUAAGGCACAUGCUCAAGAGAGAUACAACCAAAACAGAGUUCAUCGCCAGGAGCUCAAUGAUGCCCAGGGCAGAGCGGCAGAAGAUGGAGGGCCACCCUCCUUCUCUGCACUUGCUAGUGUAGAUGGUCUUCCCAGCACAUCUACUACUGGCUUCCCCCACAAGUCGCAGUCACCUGUGUGCCCCACAAAUGCUGGUACAGGUAUCCGUCUGAAAGGGCCUGGCAAAGUGGACCAGGGCCAAGUCACCUCCAGGGCCAGAUCCAGUGGAUUUCUCUCUUCCAGUGAGGACCCCAAGUAUGAUCUUCUAAAGACCAAGACAGAAAAGCUGAUGGAAUACAUGCUCAUCAAGUACAAAAUGAAUCAACCCUUGGUGAGGGGAGAAAUGAUGAGAGUUGUCAACAAAAGUUUCAAGAAUCACUUCCCCGAGAUCCUCAAGACAGCCUGCCAACACCUGGAUAUGGGUUUUGGCCUUGAGUUGGAAGAAGAGCAGCCAAAUGCCAACACAUUAAAGCUUGUCAACAAACUACAUUUCAAGGAUGAUGGGAGUGACUACAGCCAGUUGGGCCUCCCCACCAGGAGGAUUCUGUUUUCUGUCCUGAGUGUCAUCUACUUAAAUCGCCGCUGUGCCCCUGAGGAGAAAAUCUGGCUAUUCCUGAAUAACAUAGGCAUCUAUGAUGGGAUUCCACACAUCAUCAUUGGGGAUGCCAGGAAGGUCCUCACCCAAGAUCUAGUGCAGGAAAAGUACCUGGAGUACCGCCAGGUUGCUGAUAGUAAUCCUCCAAUCUACGAAUUCCUGUGGGGUCCCAAAGCUUAUACUGAAACCUGUAUGGAGAAUGUCCUGGACUUUCUGCACAAGUACAAUGAAUAUGUCACCUGCAGUGAUACACCCCCUUAUGAAGAUGCCAGGUGGGAUGAGGAAGAAAAAGGCAAAGGCGGCAGUGUGGCAGAGGGAGGCAUGGGAAGCCCUGGGAUAUUCGAAAGUCAAGUUUCUCUUCCUUAA
Messenger RNA from Jaculus jaculus (lesser Egyptian jerboa), 1020 nucleotides. RefSeq names its product melanoma-associated antigen B2-like. The coding region runs from base 1 to 1020 and encodes 339 amino acids. The transcript has a single exon. Lineage: Eukaryota; Metazoa; Chordata; Mammalia; Rodentia; Dipodidae. The record is from RefSeq and is a predicted model, not a curated record. Gene Ontology annotation, cellular component: nucleus. Gene Ontology annotation, biological process: negative regulation of transcription by RNA polymerase II.